This is a messenger RNA of Chaetomium strumarium, 1355 nucleotides long. Its product is annotated as carbohydrate esterase family 16 protein. Lineage: Eukaryota; Fungi; Ascomycota; Sordariomycetes; Sordariales; Chaetomiaceae. The record is from RefSeq and is a predicted model, not a curated record. Gene Ontology annotation, molecular function: hydrolase activity, acting on ester bonds. Bases 314 to 1342 code for a protein of 342 amino acids. The transcript is spliced from 3 exons.
CAGGUGUCCACGCAAGUUGGCGUGAUACGGAGUGCGGAUGGUAUCUCGGAUAGUGUAGACACUACGAUCGCCGCGGGCAUGGCUCGCUAACCCGCCUGUCCGAUCGCCUUCGCAGUGGGUUCCCGGGCGCGGGGACGCAAUAUAGCCGGCCGCCCCGGUUCCCGGUUGAAUGGGACGAUAGAUUUCCCAGCAAUGAGUAGCAGCAUCGCUGCGCAUACAAUACAUAAAGCUCUCGACGGUGCUCCCCGGUGUACCGCCGGUGCCUGGCUGCUCACCGCCGUGUUCAUCCGCCCAAGCAAACAGAGUCACCUUCAUGAUGCUUGUUUCGUUCAUCCUCGCUGGCGCAUCGGCUGCCCUGGCCACGUCGAACAAUGGUGGUUUCCAGACCUUGGUCACGUUCGGCGACAGCUACACCGACAAUGGUCGUCUGGGGUACUAUAUCAACAACGGCGGAAAGGCCCCUCCUCCGGGAGUGUAUCAUCCUGUUACCAACACCACCGCCAGCGGUGGGCUGUCCUGGGCUCAGUACGCUGCCCAGGAUGCCGGCGCCAACCUCAUGGACUACGCUGUUAGCGGUGCUGUGUGCUCUAACGAGGUUUCACCGCGGUGGCUCGACAUCAUCAACAAACCGUUCCCCGCCGUCCUUGAGGACGAGCUGCCCUCCUUCCAGGCCGAUGUGGCAUACAAGUCACUCUAUCCCCACCGCACAGCCGCCAAUACCGUCUACGCUGUCUGGAUCGGAACGAACGAUCUGGGCUUCAAGGCCUUCCUGUCAGACUCGCAGACACCUGGUAAAACCAUCAGCGAUUUUGUGAGCUGCGUCUUCUCCGUGUUUGACCACAUUUACAAGACCGGAGGUCGGCGCUUCGUCCUGCUCAACACGGCGCCGCUCGAGCUGGCUCCCUUAUAUGCCGAACCCGACAACGGAGGAACCGGCGACAGCCAAUUCUGGACCGACAAGACGCAGUACAACAUCACCGAGUACGGCCAGAAGAUGAAGCAGUACGCGAGCAGCGUCAACACCAUGUACGAGUACGGCGUGCCCGUGCAGGUGGCCCUCAAGAACCGCUGGCCCAAGGCGACCUUCGACAUCUUCGAUGUCCACAGCCUGCUUCUGGACAUCUUCGACGAGCCGGCGAAGUACCUGGAUGCGCCGCGCAAUACCUCCGGCUACUACCACCACUGUCCGCCGGCCGGCAGCCCCUGUGUCAACCAGCCAGGCUCGCUGGAUGGGUAUCUGUGGUACGAUGAGCUGCAUCCGUCCAACAAGACAAGCUCCGUCAUUGCCAAGAACUUUCUCGACGUUGUCGCUGGUAAAUCGAAGUACGGGACUCGGUAUUAAUGAUCAGAACGCC